This is a messenger RNA of Capronia coronata CBS 617.96, 1704 nucleotides long. Its product is annotated as peptidyl-prolyl cis-trans isomerase-like 2. Gene Ontology annotation, cellular component: catalytic step 2 spliceosome. Gene Ontology annotation, biological process: protein polyubiquitination; protein peptidyl-prolyl isomerization. Gene Ontology annotation, molecular function: peptidyl-prolyl cis-trans isomerase activity; ubiquitin-ubiquitin ligase activity. The record is from RefSeq and is a predicted model, not a curated record. Lineage: Eukaryota; Fungi; Ascomycota; Eurotiomycetes; Chaetothyriales; Herpotrichiellaceae. The coding region runs from base 1 to 1704 and encodes 567 amino acids. The transcript has a single exon.
AUGUACGGCCACAUCCUUCCAUUACUCCGCACCCACGGCAUACUGAUACUGACUUCACAGAUCACACACUCCGAAUGGGCCUCGUCCGACGCAUACUCGGCGUCAGCAGGCGCAGGUGUCCGCGCCGACACCAGCGGCCAUGCCGCAUUCAAGAGAUUGCCAUUUAACUUCUGCGCGUUGAGUCUACAACCGUUCAACACUCCCGUGUGCACUUCCGAGGGGAUCAUUUUCGACCACGAGAACAUCCUCAGGUGGCUGCUCAAACACGACACCAACCCGACCAACGGCAAGCCUCUGAAACAGCAGGACCUUAUAAAACUGAACUUUGCGAGGAAUGACGGCGGAGAAUAUGUCGAUCCGGUUACAUUCAAGGUGUUCACAAAUAACACACACAUUGUGGCAAUCAGACAUGGCGACUCGGCCAACGUGUUUGCCUACGAUACCAUUGAGCGGUUGAACAUCAAACCCAAGACGUGGCGGGAUUUGAUGUCCGACGAGGAGUUCUCCAGGAAGGACAUGAUCACCCUCCAGGACCCGCAGAACAUUGAAUCGCGUAAUCUCAGCUCGUUCAAAUACCUCCGAGAAGGCGAGGAUUCGGGCAUUCCCAAGGAAGAAGCGUCGAUCAAUUCGGCCUCGUUGGGAAGUGCUGCGGAACUCAAGAUCAUCAAGGCCAAAGAAGCAGUUGCAAAGGCGAGGGCUGAACGCGCGAACGCUCAGUUGGCCCAGGCAAAAGAGAAGUCACAGUCCGGCAACCAUGUCAAGAAGUCGUCAACGGCCACAACCUCGAAACCUAUUCCAUACAACGCCACACAACAUACCACAGGACUUGCCGCCGCGUCGUUCACCUCGACGGGGAUGACGCCGCACACGUCGGGCGCUCUGGCACUGAUGUCGGACGAAGAAUACCUGCUCAAGCGUGGCCGCGUCAAGGAGAAGGGCUAUGUACGACUCUCGACAUCGGUGGGCGACAUCCACAUCGAACUAUACCCCGAGUACGCACCCAAAGCCGUGUGGAACUUUGUCCGGCUCGUGCAGAAGGGCUACUACAACGGGAUCAUUUUCCACCGGAACAUCCGCAACUUUAUGGUUCAGACCGGCGAUCCGACCGGCACCGGCCGUGGCGGAACAAGCAUUUGGGGCAAGACUUUUGAAGACGAGAUCGAGGGACCUCUGAAGCACGAUGCGCGCGGCGUCGUCUCGAUGGCGAAUAAAGGCAAGAACACGAACAGCAGUCAGUUCUUCAUCACAUAUCGACCUGCGACACAUCUGAACCUCAAACACACGAUUUUCGGCAGAGUCGUUGACGACGGCAGUUCGAUGGCCGUGCUGAAGAAACUGGAGGACACCCCGGUCGACUCGACUGACCGGCCGACGACGGAAAUCAAGAUCAUCGAAGCGGUGGUUCUUAUUGACCCGUUCGAGGAGUUCUGGAAGAGAAAGAAUGAGACGGAGAAGACGGAAAAACAAAAGGAACAACGACAGGAUCAAGACCGCACGACCUGGACGGGCAAGAGAAUCCGUGACGACGGGACCGUCGACAGCGGUGAUUCUACUGGAGGAGUAGGCAAGUAUCUGAAGGCGGCGCUAGCCAACAACCAUCCGCCGGAAGAGGAAGACGAAAUCGUCGAGUUCAUCGAUGAGCCUGAGGAGCCGGUGAGGAAGAAAACGAAGAGUGGAGGAUUCGGCAAUUUCGACAGUUGGUGA